Sphenostylis stenocarpa is the source of this 1035-nucleotide messenger RNA. Lineage: Eukaryota; Viridiplantae; Streptophyta; Magnoliopsida; Fabales; Fabaceae. The record is from the annotation of a GenBank genome assembly.
AUGGGUGUGGAUUACUACAAGGUCUUGCAGGUUGAUAAGAACGCCAAAGACGAUGACUUGAAGAAGGCUUAUAGGAAACUUGCUAUGAAAUGGCACCCUGAUAAAAACCCCAACAACAAGAAAGAAGCUGAGGCUAAGUUUAAGCAGAUUUCCGAAGCAUAUGAGGUUCUUAGCGAUCCUCAAAAGAAGGCCAUUUAUGAUCAAUAUGGAGAAGAGGGUCUGAAGGGUCAAGUUCCUCCUCCUGAUGCUGGAGGUGCGGGAGCUACUUACUAUUCCACUGGAGAUAUACCGGGAUCGUUUCGGUUCAAUCCUAGGAACGCCGAUGACAUUUUUGCCGAGUUUUUUGGGUUUUCAAGCCCAUUUGGUGGAAUGGGUGGGAGAGGAGGCGGCGGUGGCGGCAUGAGAUCAAGGUUCCAUGGUGGGAUGUUUGGGGAUGAUAUGUUUGCAUCUUUUGGGGAUGGAGGGGUACAUAUGAGUCAAGGUGUACCGCGGAAAGCUCCUCCCAUUGAGAACAGAUUGCCUUGCACUCUUGAGGAGAUAUAUAGAGGGACCACAAAGAAGAUGAAGAUCUCUAGAGAAAUUGCUGAUGCCAGUGGCAAAACCAUGCCGGUGGAAGAGAUAUUGACAAUUACUGUCAAGCCUGGUUGGAAGAAGGGAACAAAGAUCACCUUCCCUGAAAAGGGAAAUGAACAGCCAAAUGUGACCCCUGCUGAUCUCGUUUUCAUCAUCGAUGAAAAACCACAUGGCGUCUAUACCCGCGAUGGAAACGACCUUGUUGUCACUCAGAAGAUAUCACUUCCAGAGGCCUUAACUGGUUAUACAGUGCACCUCACCACCCUGGAUGGCAGAAACUUAACCAUACCCAUUAACAAUGUUAUUCAUCCCACUUAUGAAGAGGUUGUCCCAAGAGAAGGCAUGCCACUUCCAAAAGAUCCAUCAAAGAAGGGAAACUUGAGGAUAAAGUUUAAUAUCAAGUUUCCAACUAGGCUCACUGAUGAGCAAAAAGCAGGAAUCAAGAAACUCUUGGGUGCCUAA